This is a messenger RNA of Ceratitis capitata (Mediterranean fruit fly), 2250 nucleotides long. RefSeq names its product gamma-tubulin complex component 4 homolog (gene Grip75). The transcript has a single exon. Bases 114 to 2129 code for a protein of 671 amino acids. The record is from RefSeq and is a predicted model, not a curated record. Gene Ontology annotation, biological process: spindle assembly; cytoplasmic microtubule organization; meiotic cell cycle. Lineage: Eukaryota; Metazoa; Arthropoda; Insecta; Diptera; Tephritidae. Gene Ontology annotation, molecular function: gamma-tubulin binding; microtubule minus-end binding. Gene Ontology annotation, cellular component: gamma-tubulin complex; centrosome; spindle pole.
UUUGAUUUGUUUAUCAAAUAAUUCAAAUAAAUUACAUACAGUUUUUCUAAAUAAGAAAGUCAUUUAAAAAUAUGCUAUUUUGUUUUAAAUAAAAGCAAGAGCAAAUUCUCAACAUGAUACACGAAGUGUUGCUCUCUUGUUUGAAUUUGGAGUCCAAGCGUUUGUCAUUGGAAGACUUUACCGCAGCAGAUGUUUCAACUUUCCUGCAUCCUUGUGAAAAAUAUGUGCUACAAGAUAUUAUAAAAAUUAUCAAUAUAUUGCGUGAUAUUGAAAAAUUCGCUAAAGUAUGUGGCAGUAAUAAUAGUUCCAAUCGAAGUGUUGUAAUUUUCGACUCAGAUGAGCCGCUGCAAAAAGGACUCUAUUUGAAAGCUUUUGCCAAUGGCAUCGAUACGGUAUUGAAAGAUUAUUUUGCUGAUAUUACAGCGUUGGAAAGAAGCUAUUUACAGAAUCCUGCCAAUUACUCGCUGCUCUUCAUAUAUCGAAACCUAAAAUCAUAUGAGCCGCUUGCGCUUCACUUAAGAAAACUCAUACGCGUCAUACGUACACAGAAACUGCAUGGCUGCGAAAUUAUGCAGUAUUUGCAUCAAAAUGCCGAGCAUGGUGAUAAGAAAAUACGUGCAGCUAUAAAAACAUUACAGCUCGCCGUGAAUGUGGUAUUCUUUAAACAGUUAACACAUUGGUUACUUUAUGCCAAGAUAAUUGAUACAUAUGGCGAGUUUUUCAUACAAUGCGCCGAGGGUCAUGGUAAUAGUGCGGCUGAAAGUGAGACUAGUAAAUGCGCUAGCACAGAAAGUGGUAAACAUGCAAGCACCAUAACUACGUUGUCAAAAGUGGCCAGCACAUAUGCGGAUAUUUGGCGUUAUGAAAUAUGCUACGAUCUACUGCCGCAUUACCUGCCCGCUGGUUGGGCUGAGAAGGUGCUAUUCAUAGGACAAACAAUACUCAUAUUUAAAGCAGAUGCCAAUAAGCAUAAAAAUCUCACACAAAAUUGGAGUAAAACGGAACAUACUGAUUUGGAGGAUGAGAGUUCGUUGAGUAAUGAAAAGGAGCAUAUUUAUUUUGGUAAAAUACAAAUGUUGCAAAAUGAUGAAGAGUUGAAUGUGCAACAUUACGAAAGUAUCGUCAAUGAAAUUAAGUCAUAUGUAACUACACGUUUGUCGGAAAUUGCAAUUAAUCAGGCAGAUUUAGUGCAACAAUUAAAGCUAAUGAAAGAUUUUUUCCUACUUGGGCGUGGCGAAUUAUUCUUGGAGUUCUUACGUCUCACAUAUAUCAUCGGCAAAGACAAGUAUAAUGAAAAUAAAGUGCAUGAUUUUGUUAAGGCAUUCGAAAAUGCUGCGCAUGGCGUUGGUGUUUCUGAAGAUCUCGAACGCUUUUCGCUCAAUAUUGCCAAACCAUUGUUGCAGGGAGGUAAUCCGAAAGAAUUGGAGCAUAACUACCUGCAGUAUAUGCAAUUGAAUUAUAAAAUUAAUUGGCCACUACAUUUACUAUUCUCUCCCAAGGUCAUAGAACAUUAUAAUAUACUAUUUCGUUUUUUGCUUCUCAUAAAGAAAAUGCAAUUCGAACUGCAUAUGCUAUGGAGCAAUAAUGUACGCCGUUGCAAAAUGAACACUAAUGAACAUUUAAAAUUGACGAAUCUCUUAAAUCAAUUAAUGUUCUUCAUUGAUAAUUUGCAGUAUUACAUACAAGUCGAUGUGCUGGAAAGCCAAUUCAGCAUACUAAUAAAUACUAUACUCAAUAAAGCAGACUUCGAAGAGAUACAAAAGGCGCACAGUAUAUUCUUAUCCAAUAUACUUUCACUAUGUUUUCUACAUUCAAAUGAUGAAACUACUAAAAUUAAUAUUAAUCAAUUUAUAAUCUCACAAUCGAAUAAUCCAAUUUAUAAUAUUCUCAUCGACGUGUUCAAUUUGUGUGACAAUCUCAGCAUUGUUUUGGGUCAAGAGCAGUCUGCGCAGAAAGCUAAAGAUCAUGUUGAGCAGCUUGAUGAACGUUUUGGUUCAUUAAUGGAUCAAUUAAUGAACUACUUGAUUGCCUUAAAAACGAAUCCAACAACUACGCCCUUGUCGCAAUUACUCUUGCGUUUGGAUUUCAAUCAUUGGUUUAGCACCAAAAGGAAACAAACUUUGGAUUAAAAAUACUAUAAGUACUGAGUUUUGUUUUACUUUUCAGAAAUCAUUCAUCUAAUCUCUCUAUUAUUAAAAGACAUUUCCUGUAUUAAUUUAAAUAAAAGAAAAAUUUUAAAUUGAUAUUAAA